AAAGGCCCAAAUUACCAGAUAAUUAUACUCAGGACACAUGGCAGAAACUUCAUGAAGCCGUGGGAGCGAUACAGAGUAGCAUUUCUAUUAAAUACAACCUUGAAGAGCUCUACCAGGCUGUUGAAAAUCUCUGUUCUUACAAAGUCUCUGCUACACUGUACAAACAGCUGCGACAAGUCUGUGAAGACCAUGUGAAAGCACAGAUCCUUCAAUUUAGGGAAGAUUCUCUGGAUAGUCUUCUAUUUUUAAAGAAGAUAAAUAAAUGCUGGCAAGAUCAUUGCAGACAAAUGAUCAUGAUCAGAAGCAUUUUCUUAUUUUUGGAUCGUACGUAUGUACUUCAGAAUUCAAUGCUUCCUUCUAUAUGGGAUAUGGGGCUAGAGUUAUUUAGAAAUCACAUUAUUAGUGACAAGCAAGUUCAAAACAAGACAAUUGAUGGGAUCCUCCUGCUGAUCGAACGAGAACGAAAUGGUGAAGCUGUGGACAGAAGUUUGCUGCGGAGUUUGUUGAGCAUGCUGUCUGAUCUGCAGGUUUACAAGGAAUCAUUUGAACAGAGGUUUCUGGAAGAGACAAAUUGCUUAUAUGCUGCAGAAGGCCAAAGAUUAAUGCAAGAAAGAGAGGUCCCAGAAUAUCUUCACCAUGUUAGUAAACGUUUGGAAGAAGAAGGAGACAGAGUAAUAACAUAUUUAGACCACAGCACACAGAAACCACUGAUUGCUUGUGUGGAGAAACAGCUACUAGGAGAACACUUAUCAGCUAUUUUGCAAAAAGGACUUGAUAACCUGCUCGAUGAAAACAGAAUAUCAGAUUUGACCCAGACUUACCAGCUGUUCAGCCGGGUAAAAGGUGGUCAGCAGAUCCUCUUGCAACAUUGGAGUGAAUACAUCAAGAACUUUGGGACAACAAUAGUGGUUAAUCCUGAAAAAGACAAGGAUAUGGUGCAAGAGCUACUAGAUUUUAAGGAUAAAGUGGACCAUAUCAUAGAAGUGUGCUUUCAGAAAAAUGAAAAAUUUAUAAACUUGAUGAAGGAGUCCUUUGAAACAUUUAUCAACAAGAGACCAAAUAAGCCUGCAGAAUUGAUAGCAAAAUAUGUGGAUUCCAAGUUAAGAGCUGGUAAUAAAGAAGCAACAGAUGAAGAGCUGGAAAGAAUCCUUGACAAAAUCAUGAUCAUAUUUAGAUUCAUUCAUGGUAAAGAUGUGUUUGAGGCAUUUUACAAGAAAGACUUAGCCAAAAGGCUUCUGGUUGGAAAAAGUGCAUCAGUAGAUGCUGAGAAGUCCAUGUUGUCAAAGCUUAAACAUGAAUGUGGUGCUGCUUUUACCAGCAAACUGGAGGGCAUGUUCAAGGACAUGGAACUGUCAAAAGAUGUCAUGGUUCAGUUUAAGCAGUAUAUGCAGAACCAAAGUGACCCAGGAAAUAUAGAUCUGACAGUAAAUAUAUUAACUAUGGGAUAUUGGCCAACUUAUACACCUAUGGAAGUCCACUUAAAUUCGGAGAUGAUAAAGCUUCAAGAGGUAUUUAAAACCUUUUACCUGGGAAAACACAGUGGUCGAAAGCUUCAGUGGCAGACCACUUUGGGGCAUGCUGUCCUGAAGGCAGAAUUUAAGGAAGUAAAGAAAGAAUUUCAAGUAUCGCUCUUUCAGACAUUAGUGCUGCUUAUGUUUAAUGAAGGAGAUGAAUUCAGUUUUGAAGAAAUUAAAAUGGCCACUGGUGUAGAGGACAGUGAAUUAAGAAGAACCUUGCAGUCUUUAGCUUGUGGAAAAGCACGAGUAUUGAUUAAAAAUCCAAAGGGCAAGGAUGUGGAAGAUGGAGAUAAAUUCAUCUUUAAUGGUGAUUUCAAGCAUAAAUUGUUUAGAAUAAAGAUCAACCAAAUCCAAAUGAAAGAAACAGUCGAGGAACAGGUCAGCACAACUGAAAGAGUAUUUCAAGACAGGCAAUAUCAGAUUGAUGCUGCUAUUGUACGAAUAAUGAAGAUGAGAAAGACUCUUGGUCAUAAUCUCCUUGUUUCUGAAUUGUAUAAUCAACUGAAAUUUCCUGUUAAGCCUGGAGACUUGAAAAAGAGGAUUGAAUCCCUCAUUGACAGAGACUAUAUGGAGAGAGACAAAGACAACCCCAAUCAGUACCACUAUGUUGCAUAA
This is a messenger RNA of Mesitornis unicolor (brown roatelo), 2132 nucleotides long. RefSeq names its product cullin 4A (gene CUL4A). Lineage: Eukaryota; Metazoa; Chordata; Aves; Mesitornithiformes; Mesitornithidae. Gene Ontology annotation, cellular component: Cul4A-RING E3 ubiquitin ligase complex. The transcript is spliced from 20 exons. The record is from RefSeq and is a predicted model, not a curated record. Gene Ontology annotation, biological process: ubiquitin-dependent protein catabolic process; protein ubiquitination; DNA damage response. Gene Ontology annotation, molecular function: ubiquitin protein ligase binding. The annotation marks the transcript as partial.